GAAUAUUAAUUCUAGAAACGAUCCGGAUAGGAACGUGAUUGUCAAGCGGAAACAAACACUUGAUGUGGUGUGAUUAAUGAUGUAGUGAAGAUUAAUAAUGCAGAAAGAUGAGCUAGUACUAUCAGAUGUACAUCUCCAGGUCCAAAGUAACCAGUCAAAAGGCCACAACAUUUCUAGGUUUUACUUUUCGGAAGAUAGAAAUACAAAGAAAAAGAAACUGGUUAGUGCAAAAACAUCUGAAGAUGGAAAAUUACAUAGAUCAAAUUUUGUCAGUGAUUCACUGACUGAUAUAAGACAAGGUCUAGAUAAACUGAUUGAAAUUACAACUAAAGAUGGAACAGAGUGUGGUGAGAAAACAGAAGAUAAAGGUAAUCCUGAAAUGGACAGAGAUAAAAAUAUUGGAGGAAUAGAAAAAUAUAAGGAUGAUAAAGGUAUUGGUGAAGUGAAGAAAGAUAAAGAUUUUUGUGAAAUGAAGACAGAUAAAGAUGUUUGUGAAAUGAAGACAGAUAAAGAUGUUUGUGAAAUGAAGACAGAUAAAGAUGUUUGUGAAAUGAAGACAGAUAAAGAUGUUUGUGAAAUGAAGACAGAUAAAGAUGUUUGUGAAAUGAAGACAGAUAAAGAUGGAGAUGUUGAAGUAAAAAGAAGAAAGAGAAAAAUAGAAGAUCUUUCUGUUAUAACAAUUGCACAUAAAAUGGAAACAACUUUGGAGAAUGUUGGGCAACAGAUAUGGUUAGCCAGCUUGUUGAUGGCAGAUUUUAUUAUUUCCCACAAAGAAGAGUUCCAAGGAAAGAGAAUAUUAGAUCUAGGAGCUGGUGUUGGAUUAACUAGUGUUGUAGCUGCUAUGUAUGCAGAUCAUAUCAUAUCAACAGAAAUAGGGAAGGACAUUAAAGAACUUGCACAACACAACCUGGAUCAAAACAAUAUAAAAGAAGUGGCAAAUUAUUCUGUGGGGGAAUUUGAUUGGUUUGAAAACAAGUAUUCUGCAGUAGAGAAAAUUGAUGAAGUAAAGUUAAAGAUGGACCAUGAAGUAGAAAAUGAUAUAGAUUCCUGUGACAUUGCUAUAUCAGCUGAUGUUAUAUAUGAUAACAACAUUACAGAUGCCUUAUUUAGAACUGUUUAUGGUCUAAUGGUCAACACAUCCAUUAGUACUUGGUACAUUUCUACAGAGAAAAGAUAUGUAUUCACAUUACAAGAUUUAGACAUAGCUUGUCCAGCUUACCAGCACUUCAGACAAUGUUUGACACAGUUACAAGACAUGUCUGACCAUGCUCAGUUUACCAUAUCCUGUGAAGAGGAAUUUCCACAAUGUUUCCAGUACAAUAGGACUAAAGAGCUUGAGCUGUGGAAGGUUACAAUACAUAGAAAUGGUACUACAAAAUGAUCAAUAACCCAUAACCUGUCUAUACAGGAGAAUGAAAAGCUGUACCAAUAAAUUAUCAGUACAAAAUGACAGUCUGCCGGCAUAGGAAGUAUAAUUACCAAGAGACACAAAUUACUAAGAGUAAUUUUGAGCUGUGUAAAUGAUUACCAAUAGAGAGAGAGUACUAGGAGUAAUAUCAAGCUGUGUUAUAAAUGACAAUCAAUAUCACAUUUCAGCCAACAGGAUCUACAGAGUUGAAGGAGGAAGUAUAUUAAGUGAAGAAAAAAAAAGAAGAACACAAUAUAACACAGUAAACUAUUUCAUUUCGGAAUGAAAAAAUGAAAGUACCUAUAGAAGACAUUGUUAAAAUAUUACUACUUCAUAUUACAUGUAUGCCGUGUCAAAUAAAUGUUACAUCUGUC
Mytilus californianus (California mussel) is the source of this 1782-nucleotide messenger RNA. RefSeq names its product methyltransferase-like protein 22. Gene Ontology annotation, molecular function: protein methyltransferase activity. Bases 98 to 1381 code for a protein of 427 amino acids. The transcript has 10 exons. The record is from RefSeq and is a predicted model, not a curated record. Gene Ontology annotation, cellular component: nucleus. Gene Ontology annotation, biological process: protein methylation. Lineage: Eukaryota; Metazoa; Mollusca; Bivalvia; Mytilida; Mytilidae.